Periophthalmus magnuspinnatus is the source of this 2783-nucleotide messenger RNA. Its product is annotated as CCR4-NOT transcription complex subunit 9-like. Bases 332 to 1231 code for a protein of 299 amino acids. Gene Ontology annotation, cellular component: CCR4-NOT core complex; CCR4-NOT complex; P-body. NCBI's taxonomy places the organism in Eukaryota, Metazoa, Chordata, Actinopteri, Gobiiformes, Gobiidae. Gene Ontology annotation, biological process: mRNA catabolic process; negative regulation of translation. The transcript is spliced from 8 exons. The record is from RefSeq and is a predicted model, not a curated record.
GCGAGACUUGAUUUUAUUUAUAUUCCGAAUGGCUCGAAUUUUUGCAUUGACUAAAGCUUCAAUAAUUUACCUCUUUUUCAAAGCCCACAGUGAUUAAUUCGAUUUAAUAAAUAAACGGGUACACGUUUCCUAAUAUGUUGCGCUUAUGUUUAUCUUUAUGGCACGAAGGGAUAUCGGUUUGUUUGGACAUUUAGCAUGAGGUAGCUACUAGCAUCUGCAGCUAACGACAUCCCCAGCAUCCCCCCAAAACUCUCUCAAGUUAAUUAUUUCGACUCUUCAACGCACAAGGAUAUAUUUUUACAAGCACUUCAAGGAGUAAACACUGGAAAUAAUGCUGGCCACGGGAGCUGCUGUGAGUAAUGUGACAGCUCUGGCGCAGGUGGACAGGGAGAAGAUUUACCAGUGGAUCAAUGAGCUGUCGAGUCCCGAGACCAGAGAGAACGCUUUACUGGAGCUGAGCAAGAAACGGGAGUCUGUGCCCGACCUGGCCCCUAUGCUUUGGCACUCCUGCGGCACCAUCGCUGCCCUCCUACAGGAAAUAGUGAACAUCUACCCCUCCAUAAACCCCCCCACACUCACAGCGCACCAGUCCAACCGAGUCUGCAACGCCCUGGCUCUUCUACAAUGUGUCGCCUCGCAUCCAGAAACGAGGUCUGCGUUCCUGGCGGCCCACAUCCCUCUGUUCUUGUACCCGUUUCUUCACACUGUGAGCAAAACACGGCCCUUCGAGUAUCUGCGCCUUACCAGUCUUGGAGUCAUAGGAGCUUUGGUCAAAACAGACGAACAGGAAGUGAUCAACUUUCUCCUCACGACGGAAAUCAUCCCUCUGUGUCUGCGCAUCAUGGAGUCAGGCAGCGAGCUCUCGAAAACGGUCGCCACGUUCAUCCUGCAGAAGAUCUUGCUGGACGACACUGGGCUGGCUUACAUCUGUCAGACGUACGAGCGAUUCUCUCACGUCGCCAUGAUCCUGGGUAAAAUGGUUCUGCAGUUGUCCAAAGAACCGUCUGCUCGGCUCCUGAAGCACGUGGUCCGCUGUUACCUCAGACUCUCCGAUAAUCUCAGAGCGAGAGAAGCCCUGCGCCAGUGCCUCCCCGACCAGCUCAAAGACUCCACGUUCGCGCAAGUUUUAAAAGACGACACCACCACGAAGAGAUGGCUCGCUCAGCUCGUCAAAAACCUGCAAGAGGGACAGGUCACCGACGCCAGAGGAAUCCCACUCGCCCCGCAGUGACCCCUCCCGCCCAAUCCGACACACACACACACACCGACAGACACACACACACAGACACACACAGACUGUAUAAAGACCGAGUGAGUGUGACGUCACCCACAGCGUUCGGCUCCGGUCAAACGAAGCUCAUCGAGGCCAGAGCAGUUAUAGCGGCGAAUCUGGAGCCGAGUUCCGUAUUUUGGAAUUCCGACCACGAGUAUCAUAGCAACCAAAGAGCCAAUCCUGAGCGAGGCUGUUGAAGGUAACGCCCCUCCCCCCCCCCCCCUCACCGCUGGUGUAACAGGGAACAGGCGCUUAGCAACGCUGUCAAUCAAACCUGUCAGCGACGCUAGCGGCAGCGAGGAGCCGCCUGAUUUGUUCGUACCGUUCAUAUCUUGAUUUACGGACAAAAUAGCGAAAUAAAAACCCCAGGAUCAAGUAGAGCGGGUUAAUAUAUAUUUUAAAAACAAAAUUAAGGGGAGAGAAGGGCUUUUUUUUGUCUUUUUUUUUUUUGCAUUUUUUUUGCAGUUUUUCAGUAGAAAGUGAAUUGGAGCCUGAAACGCGUCAGUGCUCACUUCCUGUUUGGAACGCUGCGGCUAACAGAUUAGCUGUGUCUAUUUAUAUACAAUCUAUGGUACACACACACACACACGCACACACACACCCCCACACACACCCCCACACACACAAACACACACACCCCCACACACCCCUACACACCCCUACACACACACACACACACACACACACACACUGCACUGUUAAAAAAAAAAACGCUCUACUACAUGAGUUUAAAGCCUCGGGUUCAAAAUGAAAUGAUCUGAGUAGUUUUUAACUUUUCCGAUAAAGUUGACGCUUUCCCAAAAUAUUCCGCAGUGUGACAUUAAAUGUAUCUAUCUCCACGGAGACAAACACGUGGCGUUUACAGAUCAGAUCCACCAACGGUAAGCGUGCGUUUUUUUUUUUUUUCUUCGAGAUUUUUCUGAGCAAUAGAAAGUCACGCAAGUGAAUAAACGCGCGAUGGUUAAGUUUAAUGCCAUAUUGUGGAACAUUCCAGGCAAAACAGUACGUCUAGAGACCAGCAGGUGGCAGCCCCGAUACCAGGAAAGUUUUGUGAGUUGAAUUGGGUGUACGUGCAGUUUUGUUACUUUACUUGGCACUUCGUUUUGCCAGUAUUUUAAAAAAGAAAGUCAGAAAUACUAUUGAAAGAUUGUAAAUACUAUAUAAAUACUACAAAUCCUCUACUACUACUACUACUACUACUUCAAAUUAAAGUUCAUCAUUUCAUUUUAAACCCAACGUAUGAUUUGUGUUUGGCAGUGGUCACAAUUCAAAUCGGUGGCUGGACGUUUACCUUUGUGGCGAAUGCAAACUCGUGUGUUUUUUUUGUAUUUUCCUGAACGUGUCCAAACCACAGACCAGGGUCACGUCUCGGCAAAAGUGGAUUUGCAACAACAAAAACCCGGAGAAGCUUUUGGGACAGAGUUUGGUUAUUUUUGUACUGAAGCGUCCGUAUCAGCAGGCUGGACGCUCGCUGAUGUAUCAAUGAAUUUAAAUAAAACUCUUUUUUUUU